UAUCAUACCUAUCUCCCCGCACCUGGUACGUGUCACCGUGUACAAUGGGCGUCAAUAUUGAGACAAUCGUUCCUGGUGACGGUAAAACGUUCCCCAAACGGGGUGGUAUGUACAGUAUCUCCGAAACGCGUUCCAACUAAGAUCGCCUCAAAUCGCAACAGACAUGGUCACGAUUCACUACGUGGGCACACUUGAAGAUGGCACCUGCUUUGAUUCGAGCAAAGAUCGUAAAGAGCCUUUUGUGACACAAAUAGGCGUCGGUAAGGUGAUCAAGGGAUGGGAUGAAGGCGUGCCGCAACUAUCACUCGGCCAGAAGGCCAACUUGAUAGCAACUUCUGAUUAUGCCUACGGAACACGCGGAUUUCCGCCCGUCAUUCCACCGAACUCGACCUUGAAAUUUGAGGUUGAAUUGUUGAAGAUCAAUUAAUGACUUUUAAAUGACGCGGCUGUUUACUUUCGGCAUUUGUGACUGUCUUUCUGUACCAAUCCACUCAAUUAUCCGUGGCGGCAUAAUUCUUCAUGCUCGGCUUCUUGUUGCGCCCGGUGCUCUGAUUAUCGCAUCGUCCCGAUGAUCAGCCUUUGGUGACCUGAAUGUGUGGGCCUGCUUUACCUUCUGCGAAAGUCCCGAUAGCAGUCAGCGACUCGUGAUGAACUUGUCGAGACGCUUCCAAGAGAACUUCCAUCGGUAUAUGGGAUGUCCUAUUUUCGCGCGAA
This is a messenger RNA of Suillus discolor, 714 nucleotides long. RefSeq names its product peptidyl-prolyl cis-trans isomerase. The transcript has 8 exons. NCBI's taxonomy places the organism in Eukaryota, Fungi, Basidiomycota, Agaricomycetes, Boletales, Suillaceae. The record is from RefSeq and is a predicted model, not a curated record. Bases 164 to 427 code for a protein of 87 amino acids. Gene Ontology annotation, molecular function: peptidyl-prolyl cis-trans isomerase activity.